This is a messenger RNA of Ylistrum balloti, 369 nucleotides long. RefSeq names its product sperm mitochondrial-associated cysteine-rich protein-like. Bases 1 to 369 code for a protein of 122 amino acids. The transcript has a single exon. The record is from RefSeq and is a predicted model, not a curated record. Lineage: Eukaryota; Metazoa; Mollusca; Bivalvia; Pectinida; Pectinidae.
AUGCUGUCCAACAAAUGCUGUCCUAAACAACCCAACAGAUGCUGUCACCUCCAACAAAUGCUGUCCAAAACAACCUCCAACAGAUGCUGUCCCAAACACCUCCAACCUGUCCAAAACACCUCCAACAUGCUGUCCCAAACACCUCCAACAGAUGUUGUCCCAAACACCUCCAGCAGAUGCUGUCCUAAACAACCUCCAACAGAUGCUGCCAACAGAAUGCUGUCCCAAAUACCUCCAACAGAUGUUGUCCCAAACAUCUCCAACAGAUGCUGUCCCAAACAACCUCCAACAGAUGCUGUCCCAAACACCUCCAACAAAUGCUGUCCUAAACAGCCUCCAACAGAUGCUGCCCUACACACCUCCAACUGA